Micromonas pusilla CCMP1545 is the source of this 1576-nucleotide messenger RNA. RefSeq lists its product as uncharacterized. The transcript has a single exon. The record is from RefSeq and is a predicted model, not a curated record. Lineage: Eukaryota; Viridiplantae; Chlorophyta; Mamiellophyceae; Mamiellales; Mamiellaceae. The coding region runs from base 1 to 1524 and encodes 507 amino acids.
AUGUCGUCCGCCUCGCGCCUCGCGCGCGCGUCGACCGCGUCGACGUCGUCGCCGUCGCCGUCGCCGUCGCCGCGUCGGCGACCCGCGACGCGCGCGCCCCGACGCGCACGAUCGGUCCGUCGCGGCGUCGUCGCCGAGGACAGAGAAGGGCGCGAGAAGCGCGUCUCCGCCCCCGCGCCCGCGCCCGCGUUCGCGGCGCCGCCGCGGCUCGCGCGCGCCGCGCGCCCGGAACCCCCGAAGGAGUACCUCCGCCUCGUCGAGCUCGCGGACGGGGGGUGGGAGCUCCAGAGCGCGACGGCGACGUUCCGCGCGCCGCGCGGCGACGACGACGACGACGACGACGACGCGGUCGAGAUCUCGCUCACGUCCACCGUCCACGUCGGCGAGCCGUCGUACUACGCCGCGCUGCAGGAGGAGUGCGACGCGCGGUACGACGCCGUGCUAUUCGAGCUCAUCACGAGCGAGGAGAACCUGAGACCGGGGCGCGCGCCGCCGCCGCGCGACGCGGACGGGACCCGUCGCCGUCGCGAUAAAAACUCCGACUCCGACGACGACGACUUUCUCCCCGCGCUCGCCGCGCGACUCUCGCCGACGCCGGACGCGCGCGCGCUCGCGGAAGCGCACGGCCUCCGCGCGCAGCUCGACGCGCUCGACCUCCAGCGCGACCGAUGGUUCGUCGCGGACCUCCCGCGGAGCGUCCUGAUGCGCGCGCAGGUGGAAGCGGGCGAGCGCGGCGCACAGCUGUCACGCGACGACGCGUCCGCGGCCGCGUCCGCGGCGGCGCUGCCGCCCGCGCUCGAGGCGCUCGUCGUCACCGCGACCGGCCGCGCCGGCGGCGGCCCCGCGCGGCAGCUCACGCGCUCCAUGUGCUGGCUCGUCCCGUGCCCCGAGGCGCACCUCUUGCUCCUGGACUGGGUCUGGGGGGGCGGUCGGCCCGCGCCGGCGCUCGGCGCGACGCUCGACGCGAUCGCGUCCGGCGACGUCAUGGCCGCGCGCAGGCUCGCGUUCGCGCAGAUGAUCGUCAGCGCGCAGGCGAAGGGCGCGGUCGGCGGCGGCGCGGACGUCCCCGUGCUCGUGCUCAGGCGCAACGACGCGGCGAUCGAGUGCGUGCGGAAGGCGGCUGCGACGCGCGGGGUGAACAGGAUAGCGUUGCUCUACGGCGGGCUUCACAUGCCCGGCUUGACGUCCAAGGUGAUGAACGAGCUCGGGUACGAGAUCACGGGCGCGCCGUCGUGGAGGGCGGUGUGGAAGAUCGACGGUCCGAGUUCGAGGAGCGCGGUCGCGCGGUCGAGGAGCGCGGUGUGGCGGUGGGCGGCGUUGCCGCUGUUGCUGCUCGUGGACGGCGCGGAUUGGGCGUUUACGCUGUCGGACGUCGCGGCGUCGCCGGCGACGGCGGCGAUAGAGAUCGGGCUGUACGUGGUGAGGCACGGGGCGGUGUAUUACGGACUUGGGAAGUGGGUGCUGGAGUGGAACAGGCAGCUGUUCGACGACCGCGGCGGCGGCGGCGAGCGCGGGUUUAGUUAGUCUAGUUGAGCGACUGAGCGACUUCUUAAAGCGCGACGCGACGCUACGCUCG